AGGUGUACGUAAUAUCUUUUAAGAAGAACUCAAAAUUCUUAUAAAACUUGUAGAAUUGCGAACCAUUUGCAAAACAAACUGUAUGAAUAGAAAGAGUUAAUACCAAUUUUAUAGUGGCUGUCACGUUAAGGAUCAAAAAUGACGAGUAUUUCCACAAUUCUCCAGCAGCAGCAACAAAAGCAAGCAACAGAUUACCGGACGCAUUUGCACAAUGGCGGCGGCGGUCGCAGCAGUCGCAGUAGUAGUGAAAUUAGUAGUGGUGGAGAGUCGCCACCACAACUAACUGGAUCGGACGCGCUUAAUAUGACGAUGGCGGCUACAACUGCAGCAACGACGAUGCCACACAAGCAUCAUCAUCAGCACCACCAACAACAACAUACAAGUACAGCUGCUAACUCCUCAUUAUCAGCCGCCAAUGCUGCGUUCACCUCGCAACAACAACAACAAUCAAAUCAACAACACCCCCACUCACAUCAGUCGCACCAUCACAAUCAUCACCAGCAACAGAACGACCAUAUUAAGCGGCCAAUGAAUGCAUUUAUGGUCUGGUCACGCGGACAGCGACGUAAAAUGGCGCAGGACAAUCCAAAAAUGCACAAUUCAGAGAUUUCCAAACGUUUGGGUGCCGAGUGGAAAUUACUUACCGAGGGACAAAAGCGACCAUUCAUCGAUGAAGCAAAGCGUUUACGAGCGUUGCACAUGAAAGAGCACCCCGACUAUAAAUAUCGACCGCGUCGCAAGCCGAAGACACUCAACAAAUUGCCUGUAUCUGGCUCGGGAGUGAAUGGCUCACAAAAGGAGUCACAGCAUACCCAUCUUGGCCCAUCGGCCGCGGCUGCAGCGGCAGCUGUUGUUGCCCAUCAUCAACAGCAUUCGCCCACAAGUCAUCAUCAUAUUGUCAAUGCGGCCAAGUAUGGUUUUGGCGCAACGCCUCUAGAAUUGACCUUGAAUAUGCCGUCACGACAUCUAUCAGGCCCUUUUCCGACAGCGACAACGCUAACGCACUACCCUCUGGAUCCGACUAUAGCACUCGACUUGCAGGCCCGUCUUCAAGCCAUGUACGCCGGUACCCUAUAUCAUCCAUGGCGAUAUUUUGGCUGCACGCCGCUCAUUAGCCCCGAGACACCGCCGUCACCGCCCAGCAGCAACGGUACGGGUAGCAUCGCUUCAUCAUACGGUUGUGGCAUUAAAUCAGCCAAAUCUUCGCCCACGCUGGCACUGUCCACGGGCACUCAAGCACCGCCCAAUAUCAUUUGACCAACUCCUUUGAGAUUUGGAGGGAGCUCCAUGGGUAAUACCGCCAUUGCGGUAGUUGCUGAACCGGCUAUGUAGACUAUUAAUUAUGUAAAUGGUAGCGUAAGCGUAAUUAAUCCUACUCUCAUUUUUAUUGAGUAUAUGUAAGUAUGUAUGUAUCCACUUCAAAUGUUUAUAAAUAGUUUAUCUACUAAAACUUAUUACUCCAAAGUGCUUACAAGAUGCAAUUUUAAAUUAAAUACUUUUAAUGUUGUACAUAUGUAAGUUGUAAUUUAAAUUUUAUAAAUUUAAUUGCGAGAAACUUAAACUUCUCAAUUGAUGAGUCCAUUUGUAGAAAUUUGGUCACACAACAUUACAGAAGUUAUAUUUUAUCGCAAUUUUUUUAAAUUUUCUUACAUUCAUCGCAUUUAACAAAAAUUAAAAUUUUUUAGCCAAAAAUUUAAUUGUAACUCUAUACUUAAGAACGCUUAGUUGUAAAAAUAAACUUUUAGAAAAAGUAAAAAUCUAAAUAAAUAAAAUUACGA
Bactrocera oleae (olive fruit fly) is the source of this 1778-nucleotide messenger RNA. RefSeq names its product Sox21a (gene Sox21a). NCBI's taxonomy places the organism in Eukaryota, Metazoa, Arthropoda, Insecta, Diptera, Tephritidae. Gene Ontology annotation, molecular function: RNA polymerase II cis-regulatory region sequence-specific DNA binding; DNA-binding transcription factor activity, RNA polymerase II-specific. The record is from RefSeq and is a predicted model, not a curated record. Gene Ontology annotation, biological process: anatomical structure morphogenesis; cell differentiation; regulation of DNA-templated transcription.